GCGGCGGUGCGGAGCUCGGUUCCGGUUCCGGUCCCGGCUCGGUGGCGGCGGCGUCCGCCCGCCAUGCAAUGUCCGCACUCAACUGGAAACCCUUCGUGUAUGGCGGGCUCGCCUCCAUCGUGGCCGAGUUCGGCACGUUCCCCGUGGACCUCACCAAGACGCGGCUGCAGGUGCAGGGGCAGAGCACGGACGCGCGGUUCCGCGAGGUUCGGUACCGGGGAAUGUUCCACGCGCUCUUCCGCAUCUGCCGCGAGGAGGGCGGACGGGCCCUGUACUCGGGGAUCGCCCCGGCGCUGCUGAGACAGGCGUCCUAUGGCACCAUCAAGAUCGGGAUCUACCAGAGCCUGAAGCGGCUCUUCGUGGACCGCAUGGAAGAUGAAACCUUGCUCAUCAAUGUGAUUUGUGGGGUGGUCUCGGGGGUCAUCUCCUCUGCGCUGGCCAAUCCCACAGAUGUGCUGAAGAUCCGAAUGCAGGCUCAGGGCAGCUUGUUCCAGGGUGGGAUGAUUGGCAGCUUCAUUGACAUCUACCAGCAGGAAGGUACCCGAGGCCUCUGGAGGGGUGUUGUCCCCACGGCCCAGCGAGCAGCCAUCGUGGUGGGGGUGGAGCUGCCAGUCUACGACAUCACCAAGAAACAUCUGAUCCUGUCAGGCCUCAUGGGGGACACCAUCUUUGCCCACUUCGUUUCCAGUUUCACGUGCGGGCUGGCGGGGGCCAUCGCCUCCAACCCCGUGGACGUGGUGAGGACGAGGAUGAUGAACCAGCGCGCCAUCGUGGGCAGCACCGAGCUCUACAAGGGCACUCUGGAUGGCCUGGUCAAGACGUGGAAGAGCGAGGGCUUCUUUGCACUCUACAAAGGCUUUUGGCCCAACUGGCUUCGUCUGGGUCCCUGGAACAUCAUCUUUUUUAUCACAUAUGAGCAGUUGAAGCGCCUCCCUUUCUGAGAGCUGCCUUUAUCUCACCAGAGUCAUCCUCGGGGCUGGCAGCAGGGCUGUGCUGCCGCCUCUCCCUUCAUCCCACUGUCCCCCUGUGGUGUUUGGUCCCUGUGGGCUGGGCUCUCCCCACAUGCAGGGUCCCUGCAGCAGGAGCUGCCUGGGACAGCCAGAGCCAUAUUUGCCACCAGAGGUGUCCGUGUGCCUGCAGGAGUAUCUUCUGUGAAGAUCUGUGCAUUCCAGUGGCCUUUGGGGCACUAUGGCUAGUGGCUGGCAGGUGUGGGGGUCAUCCGUGGGGCGGGGCUGGGGCCCGGGAAGGUGCCAUUGUCAUCAUGUUUCUUGCAAAACUUGUAACUUCAUUAAAUUAUUUAUUGACUGGA
Messenger RNA from Catharus ustulatus (Swainson's thrush), 1309 nucleotides. RefSeq names its product solute carrier family 25 member 14 (gene SLC25A14). Lineage: Eukaryota; Metazoa; Chordata; Aves; Passeriformes; Turdidae. Gene Ontology annotation, cellular component: mitochondrial membrane. The record is from RefSeq and is a predicted model, not a curated record. The transcript has 9 exons. Gene Ontology annotation, biological process: mitochondrial transport. The coding region runs from base 69 to 941 and encodes 290 amino acids.